This is a messenger RNA of Salvelinus fontinalis (brook trout), 9934 nucleotides long. RefSeq names its product serine/threonine-protein kinase PAK 2-like. Gene Ontology annotation, biological process: regulation of axonogenesis; regulation of MAPK cascade; protein phosphorylation. Lineage: Eukaryota; Metazoa; Chordata; Actinopteri; Salmoniformes; Salmonidae. Gene Ontology annotation, cellular component: cytoplasm. Gene Ontology annotation, molecular function: protein serine/threonine kinase activity; ATP binding. The record is from RefSeq and is a predicted model, not a curated record. The transcript is spliced from 14 exons. Bases 7326 to 8921 code for a protein of 531 amino acids.
UUGUUACACUAGUUGCUUGGGCGGUAUUUCCGCCUCCCCUUCGCCAUAGUGGAAUUAUUCCCGGGACGAAAAGAUUGAGGAAAAAGUUAUGUAGAGAACUGAACUAUUGAAAACACAAUGGAUUACGCUGUGUAAUUUAUGCAAACUCUACAUAAUGUCAUAACUCUCGUUUUACGUAUGUACAAACGUUUUCAUAGCGUCUAAGUUUUAUUCAUGUUUCCUGUGGAGUCUUUCUGGUAAGUUGCGAGUCGCAGAACAACGUCAUUAUCAAAUAAGUUAGUGCUUGUCCUCGGUACCGACAAUCGCUAUCUAGCUAAUCAAUGGAUUUAUUUUGCUUACCAAAUUAACAUGUGUAUUAUCAAGCAGGGUUCGUUAUUGUCUGGCAUUCGCGCUACUGCACUUGGAGGACAAGCUUGCUAGCUAAUUCACUCACAUCAUGCAAUUUCUGCUUUUCUAGCAGUGCUAGCUAACGUUAGUUAGCUAUGUGUAAUUAGAGUUCUGUCUAACUGAACUCGGGUAACUGUUAGCCUAGCUAACCUGCUUUAACUAGCUUAGUUGAAUAUCUAAAAUAAUUAGCACUAAUAUAAUCGUGGAAUCAGCUAAAUAGUUAGGCCUAACGUAGCUAGCAAGGUUCACUUGCAAGACGACAGAGCAUCUGAUCUUUCACUGUGACUUGCAAAUACAUAGUUGGAAGUACUGAGGUAAAGACAGUUUCAGGUUUGAUAUUCGCUCUUUCUUGAGCCACAGAAUCCAAAUUAGUGUCAUGAUGUUGUAAAAAUUGCGCACAUUGCACAGGUCUUAUUUUCACGAUUUUGACAUUAAUUCGUUUUCCAAAGCUAAUAAACGUGGAAAUGUGAGCAGCAUUUUGUAUUCCUAGUUGAAUUUGUUAGGGAGUGUAAACAAAGUACAAAGUACUUUUUUUCUUCCCAAUUUCGUGUUAUCGCGAGAGGCAAAGGUGAGAGCCGUGCGUCCUCCGAAUCACAACCCAACCAAGUCGCACUGCUUUUUUACACAAUGCCCACUUAACCUGGUAGCCAGCCGGAAACGCCUCUGACAGUGUCAGCAUGCACUGCGCCCGGCCUGCCACAGGAGUAACUAGUGCACGAUGGGACAAGGACAUCCCUGCCAGCCGAACCCUCCCCUAACCCGGACGACACUGGGCCGAUUGUGCGCCACCCCAUGGGUCUCCCGAUUGUGGCCAGCGGGUACAGAGCCUGGACUCGAACCCAGAAUCUCUAGGAGCACAGCUACAGCUUAGACCACUGCACCACUCGGGAGGCCCACAGACUUUUUGUACAUUCGAAUUUCAAUAGCUCAUUGGCCAUGGCCAUGUGACCUACUGACUUCAAGGUACAGAAUGUACACUCAGUGGGCCUACACAACCCUUUAGUUUGUCCAUUCUCACAUUUUUACAUUAAUUUUUCAACCUUUUUCUAAUUUCAAUAGUUCUUUGGUCAUGUGACCUUCUUGACUCAAACAAGGUUGAGAAUGUCCACUGACACCCUUCUAUAUUGUACACCCUUUAGUUUGUCCAUCUUCAUCUCACAUGAUUUUACAUGAAUUUUUCAAAAUGUUACAUUUCAAUAGCUCCUUGGUCAUGUGACCUACUGACCUCAAACUACUUUCAGAAUGUCCACGGACUGGCGGAGAUGGGCGCCGCGAGGCGUCCAGUGUGGUAACGUGACCAAUCUCUCCCCGGGGCUCCCGGGGUUUUCUUUGAAGGGCAGGGCGCCCUGGAAUGGGUUCUCCCCAAGAGAGGGGCCCAAGUCCUGGAAAGCGCUGCGGUUCUGGCGGCGUCCGUUGAGCUCUCGCUGGCCCUUGAAAAUCCGGAGCUUUCGCUCCGUCGCCCUUCUCUCACCACCAUUGUAAGUUUGUUGUAAGUUCAUUGUGCGGCCCAUCUCGCUGUCUCUUGUGCAUGGUCUCGCAAGGGGCUGCGUGUGGGGGUUCGUCAGGGCCGAAGGCGGACAGAUGGGGGAUUGGGUCAGGCAGUUGGUGGCGGCAACUCUGGACGUGCGCCGGGGCCUUCUCGCGGAUCUCCCCAGCUACAGUGCUCGCCGGCCCUGUUCGUGCUGGGUCUCCGGCGCCUAGCAGCUGAUUUAGAGCUGGUGCGGACCAAGGGAAUCCGUCUGCUUUAAUUAAAACAAAGCAUCGUGAAGGCCCGAGGUGGGUGUUGAUGUGAUUUCUGCCCAGUGCUCUGAAUGUCAAAGUGAAGAAAUUCAAUGAAGUGCGGGUAAACUGCGGGAGGAACAAUGACUCUCUUAAGGAGUGCUUAGCCUUAGUAAGGUAGAUAAUAAGGUAUCCCUCUAGCAGGGCUCUUCCAAUCCCUCCCUGUAUGUCACCUGUUUUCUGGUGUCGCUAAUGAUGCAAACCAAACAGGAGUUAUCUCGGUACUAGUCCGUACGCAAAGUGAGUCCUGCAGAUGGUGAUGGCUGUUGAUUGUUAACGGAAGGCGGCAGUCAGUCCUGGACUAUGGGGCUUUUGGUCAAGCAUGAAAAUGUAAGGGCGGUUCCACCAGACUCAAUGUUUUGCUGCUGGGCUCUUGUAAACGAAUCCUGACUUUGGCUUCCUGUCAAUCAGAGAAUGAUGGCUUGAACGCAUACCUGGCUUUGGCUGGGAGGGUUAGUUACGUACUGGGAGACGGCUGAUGAAAGUGUACUACUGGCAUCAGUCUGAUCACGCAGCGGCUGUGGUGAAACGUUUAAACACACGUCCCCCGUAUACUUAGCUAGCUCUAAAGCGUGAAGGUUUGAAUCGAACGCUGGUUUUGGCUGGACCCGCUAACGGUGGAGCACUAAAUGGAGAUGGAAUGUGCUUAGCGGUUAUGGACACUGCCUGGUCUCAGGUCCGCCUGGGUGCGGGACUCUACACAUUCUAUGUUGGAGCUCUCCUCCAUGCUCCUUGGAGCAUGUAGUGGAGAUUGCAUGUGCCUUACCAUUAGCUGACACUACCAAGCCUCAGGCUUGCCUCAUUGCGGGACACCACACAUUGUAGGUGGGGAGGCCUCUACUAGAGGUCGACCGAUUUAUGAUUGUUCAACGACGAUACCAACGACGAUACCAAUUAUUAUUAUUUGUAUUUCAUUAACCUUUGACUAUUGGAUGUUCUUAUAGGCACUUUAGUAUUGCCAGUGUAACAGUAUAGCUUCCAUCCCUCUCCUCGCCGCUACCUGGACUCGAACCAGGAACACAGAGUAAGGGGAACAACUACCCCAAGUCUCAGAGCGAGUGACGUUUGAAACGCUAUUCGCGCACCCCGCUAACUAGCUAGCCAUUUCACAUCGGUUACACCAGCCUAAUCUCGGGAGUUGAUAGGCUUGAAGCACAGCGAAGAGCUUCUGGCAAAACGCAGGAAAGUGCUGUUUGAAUGAAUGCUUACGAGCCUGCUGCUGCCUACCACCGCUCAGUCAGACUGCUCUAUCAAAUCAUAGACUAUUUUUUUUUUUCACCUUUAUUUAACCAGGUAGGCAAAUUGAGAACACGUUCUCAUUUACAAUUGCGACCUGGCCAAGAUAAAGCAAAGCAUAACAUGAUAACACACAGAAAUAGGAGCCUUAGGUCAUUAAUAUGGUCGAAUCCGGAAACUAUCAUCUCGAAAACAAGACAUUUAUUCUUUCAGUGAAAUACGGAACCGUUUUGUAUUUUAUCUAAUGGGUGGCAUCCAUAAGUAUAAAUAUUCCUGUUACAUUGCACAACCUUCAAUGUUAUGUCAUAAUUACGUAAAGAUUCUGGCAAAUUAGGCGGCCCAAACUGUUGCAUAUACCCUGACUGCGUGCAAUGAACGCAAGAGAAGUGACACAAUUUCACCUGGUUAAUAUUGCCUGCUAACCUGGAUUUCUUUUAGCUAAAUAUGCAGGUUUAAAAAUAUAUACUUCUAUGUAUUGAUUUUAAGAAAGGCAUUGAUGUUUAUGGUUAGGUACACAUUGGAGCAACGAUACGCUACCGCAUCGAUUAUAUGCAACACAGGACACACUAGAUAAACUAGUAAUAUCAUCAACCAUGUGUAGUUAACUAGUGAUUAUGAUUGAUUGAUUGUUUUUUUAUAAGAUAAGUUUAAUGCUAGCUAGCAACUUACCUUGGCUUCUACUGUAUUCGCGUAACAGGCAGGCUCCUCGUGGAGUGCAAUGUAAUCAGGCUGUUUGAGCGUUGGACUAGUUAACUGUAAGGUUGCAAGAUUGAAUCCCCGAGCUGACACGGUAAAAAUCUGUUGUUCUGCCCCUGAACGAGGCAGUUAACCCACCGUUCCUAGGCCGUCAUUGAAAAUAAGAAUCUGUUCUUAACUGACUUGCCUAGUUGAUAAAGAUUAAAUUAAGGUGUAAAAAAAAAUCGUCCAAAUCAGGUGCACGAGGAGGCCUUCAUCAAGGUGCGGUGCACUCAGAGUCCGAGCAGGGGCGGCCGGACUUGGGGGGGCUGGGGGCAGCACUCCGGCCAUGGAGGUUGGAGUGGGGACUUAGUCUCAGAGUGGAAAAAAGCAGGCGGGUCAUCAGGUACACAGAGCAUGUUUCGGAUUACCAGGUGCACGUGGUUGCUGACAGCGGGAAAAUAGAUGUGUUAGUGUCCUGGAGGGGGUACUUAAGUGUGGGUGCCCCAGUUCGCCUGAUGGGCAAGGUUAUGGAGAUGGCUGAGCCCCGGCCGGGGCGCGGUGAUGGGUGAUGCCCAGUGAGAGGGGUGUUGACCGGGUAGGGAGAGUAGGUGUGGAGGCCUGGAGGUCUGUAGUUCCAGGGAGUAAGCUAUACACACUCAGGCCCAGGGAGAGGGCAGGCAGGGAGUGUAGGCCUAGAGGCCUGGAGUUCAGAGAUCAAUGGGUGCCUGCCUGGAGGUCAGGAAGGCCCCAGGGGGGAUGCCCAAGUGAAUAGGUGUGUGAGUGACACUGUCCUUCAGGGGAGCAGAGCAGGCAAUUAAUGUAAAAAUGUGUGAGAUGAAAAAUGGACAAACUAAGGUGUGCAAUAUAGAAGGGUAGUCAGUGGACAUUCUGAACCUUAUUUGAGGUCAGUAGGUCACCACAUCAAGUUGUAUUUAGACCUUACAGUGAAAUGCUUACUUACAAGCCCUUAACCAACAAUGCAGUUUUAAGAAAAUCCCUAAAAAAGUAGAAGAUAGUAAUAACAAAUAAUUAAAGAGCAGCAGUAAAUAACAAAAACAUAACCAAGGAGCUAUUGAAAUGAGAAAGUUUACAAAAUGUAUCUAAAAACAUGAGGUGAGAAUGGACAAACUAAAGAGUGUGCAAUGUGUAGGCCCACUGAGUACGUGCUGAACCUUGUAUGAGGUUAGUAGUUCAUGACCGAGGAGCUAUUGAAAUGUAAAAUAAAUAAAAAAAUAUAUAUGUAAAAUCACCUGAGAUGAAAAGGGACAAACAAAAGGGUGUGCCAUAUAGAAGGGACAUUCUGAACCUUGGUUGAGGUCAGUAGGUCACAUGACCAAGGAGCUAUUGAAAUUAGAAACAUUGAAAAUUAAUAUAAAAUCGCAUGAGAUUAAAAUGGACAAACAAAAGUGUGUGCUACAUGUAAGGCUACUCAGUGGAUAUUCUGACAGCAGUUUGAGGGUUGUAGGUCACAAGACCAGAGAGCUAUUGAAAUGUUUUAUAUUUUUUAAAUUGUAAAAUCUUAUUAGAUGCAAAUUGACACAAGGGUGUGCAGUAGGCCCACUGAGUGUACAUUAUGAACCUUUUUUGAGGUGUUGGUCACAUGACCAAGGCGCUAUUGAAUUUCAAAAAUGCUAAAUUAAUUAACACGAACCAGUUUUGAAAGUUUUAGGAGUAAUGGUUAAAGAUCUAUUGACAUUUGUUGAUUUGUCACUAUGUUGACGACUCCUAACUGCUGUUGGUGGACAUAAGGAAAACUACAGGCGAAUAUCUGUGUAAUAUCUAACCUGAAUCUGUCUUUACCUCUGUGUUGGAUGUCGGGGUGUUCUGGAAUGUAGAACUAGCUAACGUUACUAUGCUGCACAUUUCAGAAACCUUGGCCUAAUGUUAGGUAAAUGCUAUUGAAUGUGUGGAGUGAUAGCAUUUAUAUGUAUGCCUCUAUCUUCUCUCCUUUCUAACUAGCUAACUUUACUGAUCUUGAAAGUUGAUUAUGAUGGUCAUCAUACACAGUCCAUUUAUUGUUUCUCGAUAGUGUGACAUGGCUUCCUGUCUUCAUUUACUCUCUAUCAUCUGCACUGAUCUGAGAAGAUGGAUAGAUGUGAGAAUAAUAGUGGAAUCGGAUGUCCUCCAAUUAAUUGGCUUUCCCCUGGCCACUUCUCUCAUAAUUAGAUGGAGAUAGCAAAGAAUACAAAUGAAAGGGAGACAGUGCCACACUGGUGAUGCUGCUUCUUUACUCAAGGUAUUCUCUCCCUAUUGUUGAUCUCUACUACAUCAAUUAUAAACCUCUAAAAACCCACCACAGUCUGCACUCGCAGUGCUUUCCUUAGCUCUGUAUCCCACACCUUUCUGAUAAAUGACUGAUUGCAGCAUAUCUAUUCUAGACCCUACUGAUCUUGUCGAGGCCUUACCUAUCACCUCUGCACCACAACUUAUCCAGUGUUGUUGUUGUCCCCUGCCCCCUCCUUCCAUAGACACAGAAUUGUGUUUAGAGUGUGAAUGAGUAUGCGAUGAUGAUAAUAUAGGAAAUAUGGUCUAUGCUCAAAUCUCUCCAUAAUCUCAGUGGAAUGCUGAAAACAUGCCAGGGAGAAAAUUACCUCUGCAGGACAGAGCUUCCUGUCUACAUAAAUGUGCUCCUCUGUGUAAAGUCAAGGUCACCCACAGAUAUGUACUGUAUAGAGACCUCUAGUGCCCAAAGCCCAUUUUAACAUGGGCAAUGCCAUUUAAGACUUUCACCAUUUUGAAGUACUCAACUGGGUGGGAAGGAUUACAAUUUCAUCUAGGUCACCAGGAGGGAUCAGCCAACUAAUUAUACUUGUGAACACACAUUCUGCCAGUGCAGCUUUCAGUAAAUUGCCAACCUUGGCUUUAUACCUGUUCAAUCAACACACUCGAAGAAGUACUAGAAGAAUAAAAUGGAGAUGGCCUCAAUGGCGCUGCCCCUGCUCUCACAGGUGCCAUAAUUGGACAGAUACAACUUUGCGAUAUCUACACAUCUCUAUGGUGUCCACAAAACUGAACUGGCCUCCAAAAGCAAAACCACCUAUUAUGUUAUGUAAUGUGCAAGUGCUCUUGUUCACCUGUCAUUUGUGUGGUCAAGCUGAUUAUGUCUCUGUCUUGCAGAUAUCACUCUGCGCUCUCCUUCUAUUCUGAUUCCCAUUCCUGAUCUCUGCACACACCUCUAUUCCGUGCACUCUCACUCUGUCUGUCUCUUUCUGUUACCCUCUCUGUUCUCCCCCCUCCCUGUGGCCAUGUGUGAUAACGGUAAUCCCGAGGACAAGCCCCCUGCCCCCCCGGUCCGGAUGAGCAGCACCAACUUCAGCACAGGCUCCAGCAAGGACCCACUCUCAGCCAAUCACAGCUCCAAACCCCUGCCCUCGGUUCCAGAGGAGAGGAAACCCCGCAACAAGAUCAUCUCCAUUUUCUCCGGCGCAGAGAAAGGUGGUAGAAAGAAAGACCGGGACAAAGAACGACCAGAGAUCUCUCCUCCUUCAGACUUUGAACACACCAUCCACGUUGGCUUUGAUGCUGUCACUGGGGAGUUCACUGGCAUGCCAGAGCAAUGGGCACGACUUCUCCAGACAUCAAACAUCACCAAGUCCGAGCAGAAGAAGAACCCACAGGCUGUUCUCGACGUGCUCAAAUUCUAUGACUCUACGGGCAACGGCCGCCAGAAAUACCUCAGUUUCUCCUCCUCUGAAAAGGAUGGUUUCCCCACAGGACCCCAGUCUCCGGUCAAAAAUGUCAUGGAACCCUUAUCGACCAAUAUCAAGGACAUUGAUGAUGAUGAUGAUGAUGAUGAAGCUCCCCCUCCCAUUGUGGCACCACGUCCAGAAUACACUAAGAGUGUGUACACUCGCUCCGUCAUUGACCCCAUCCCCGCUCUAGCCACCUGUCCAGAUGGAGACUCGGCCUCCAAGUCUGUAGACAGACAGAAGAAGAAGGGAAAGAUGUCAGACGAGGAGAUCAUGGACAAACUUAGAACUAUAGUCAGCAUUGGAGAUCCCAAAAAGAAGUACACGAGAUAUGAAAAAAUUGGACAGGGGGCUUCGGGGACAGUGUACACAGCCAUUGAUGUCGCCACAGGACAAGAGGUAGCCAUUAAACAGAUCAACCUACAGAAGCAGCCCAAGAAGGAGCUGAUCAUAAAUGAAAUUAUGGUGAUGAAAGAGUUAAAGAACCCGAAUAUUGUCAACUUCGUAGACAGUUUCCUGGUGGGAGAGGAGCUCUAUGUGGUGAUGGAGUACUUGGCUGGUGGCUCGCUGACUGAUGUGGUGACAGAGACCUGCAUGGACGAGGCUCAGAUAGCUGCUGUCUGCAGAGAGUGUUUACAAGCACUGGAGUUCCUUCAUGCGAACCAGGUCAUCCAUCGUGACAUCAAGAGUGACAACGUGCUACUGGGGAUGGAUGGCUCUGUCAAGCUCACCGAUUUUGGUUUCUGCGCCCAGAUCACACCAGAGCAGAGCAAGCGCAGCACCAUGGUGGGCACGCCUUACUGGAUGGCACCUGAAGUGGUGACCCGGAAGGCCUAUGGGCCAAAGGUUGAUAUCUGGUCCCUGGGCAUCAUGGCCAUUGAAAUGGUUGAGGGGGAGCCUCCAUACCUCAAUGAGAACCCGCUAAGAGCACUGUACCUUAUUGCUACCAAUGGCACUCCAGAGCUGCAGAACCCAGAAAAGCUGUCCACCAUCUUCAGAGACUUCCUUAACCACUGCCUAGAAAUGGAUGUGGAGAAGAGAGGCGGGGGAAAAGAUCUGCUGCAGCAUCCCUUCCUGAAGCUGGCAAAGCCCCUCUCCAGUCUUACACCUCUCAUCUUGGCUGCUAAGGAGGCCAUGAAAGGCAACCAUUAACCGAACAAACAACCAUGCCUUCCCAUGCUGUGCCAGAUUUGAGGUUUUGUGCCAGACAAUAGACUGAGUGACAACCCAACUAUAUGCUCCAGCCUGAUAAGCCCUGACAAACCUCACUGUGAAGACCAAAAACAUCCAGAGCACAACCCAUCGCUGACCAUAUGAACUCUUUGAUUCUCACUCAAACGUUUGAAGACAACUCAAAUGAAAGUGCUUAUUUUCAGAUCCAGGCUUAGUUAUUUUGUACAAGAAAAAACAAUGUUGGGGCUAGAUUUGUAUUUAACAUGGAAUUAAGAUAUCUAGUUCUUACUUUUUGGAAGAAAUAUUACUGCCUUAAACAAAUGCAAAACAUUGCCUAAUGUAUUGUUGACUGUGUCAAAUUAUUUUCCCAUAAUUGUUUUUUUCUUUGUAAUUCUUCCUUUCCAGUUUGUUAGUGUCCUCUUAGGCAUUUUGAUACUUGAAUUUCAUUUGUGUCCCCACUGUGAUCACGUUAAGGGCCUCUCGCUUAAUGAAACUGUUAUUCCCACCUGGUGCCACAUUUAAUCUUUGGUCUUUUCUCAUAUGUUAUAGGACAGACAUUUCAAAACAUUCCCAUUAUUACAGUGAAUAUGGUGAUAUGGAUGACGAUAUAGGUUGCCUCAUUUGGCAGUGCUACCAUCAUUUUCCUCCUGUGUCAUUAGUCCCUUGGUAGUAGAUGUGCACCCUUAUGUGCAAAUUCAAUUGAAGAAUGACAGGGUUUAUUCUUGCUUGGGCCAACGUUCUUUGUUCUCAUAAAAAUGUUUUGCUAUAUUGUAUAUGUCAAAUUCUGUACUUUUUGUGUAUUUAGGACUGUAGCUUAAAAAUGUGCUUGUUCAUGUGUAUAUUGUGUACCUAACUAGACGGAAAACUGGAUAUCAGGCCGGGUACCUUUUUUAUAGGCUAGAAAAGGCAAUGUAUAUUUACCGUUUCUUUUUGGAUUACUAACAAUCUGACAAUUGCCUGCAAAUUCAAAUAAAUGCAGCUGUUUGUCCUUA